Molecule: messenger RNA, 702 nt
Organism: Drosophila novamexicana
Lineage: Eukaryota; Metazoa; Arthropoda; Insecta; Diptera; Drosophilidae
Gene: RpL21
Product: 60S ribosomal protein L21
Exons: 2
Coding region: 112-591 (159 amino acids)
Biological process (GO): translation
Cellular component (GO): ribosome; cytosolic large ribosomal subunit
Molecular function (GO): structural constituent of ribosome
Source: RefSeq, a predicted model, not a curated record
GUCAAAUCAUAAUGAGUGUGGCAACGCCAAGCGGGUAGCCAUCUUUCUUUCUUUCCCCAACUUCACGACCGCGUGGACGUCAAUACGUAAAAGGGAACCACAGCCAACAAAAUGACCAACUCAAAGGGUUAUCGUCGCGGCACCAGGGACAUGUUCUCUCGCCCAUUCCGUAAGCAUGGUGUCAUUCCCCUGUCCACAUACAUGCGCGUAUUCAAGAACGGCGACAUUGUUGACAUCAAGGGACACGGUGCUGUGCAGAAGGGUAUGCCCUACAAGGCAUACCACGGCAAAACUGGCCGCAUCUUCAAUGUCACACAACAUGCCGUUGGUGUCAUUGUAAACAAACGUGUGCGCGGCAAGGUUCUAGCCAAGCGCAUCAACGUGCGCAUCGAGCAUGUGCAUCACUCCAAGUGCCGUGAGGAUUUCCUGCGCCGUGUUAAGGAGAACGAACGUCUGCUCAAGGAUGCCAAGGAGAAGGGUAAAUGGGUUACCCUAAAACGUCAGCCCGAGCAGCCAAAGAAGGCGCAUUUCGUCAAGAAAUUGGAAGAGCCCAUCGCCCUGGCGCCAAUUCCAUAUGAAUUCGUUGCCUAAGCUUAAAGAGGAAAGAUGAGUUUGUUUACGAUUUGUAACUGUGUAGAUUGGUCGAUUCUAAACUAAGUUUCAAAUAGAAUUGAUUUUCUAUAUGAUUGCUGUAAACAAUCA